UACACAUCGUCUGUUAACUUUGACACACAAGAUGAAAUCCUUCGUCGCUAUCCUUGCCCUCGUGGCCCUCGCUGCCGCUGACGUCUCUCACCUGAGAUCCGCUGAAGCUGAUGCUCAGAUCUUGGCACAAGAGGCUGACGUGUUCCCCGACCAGUACAGUUACAACUACAAGACAAGCAACGGUAUCGCCGCCCAGGAGUCUGGAGCCCUGACCAACGUCGGAACUGAGGGUGAAGCCAUUUCCGUCGCGGGCCAGAACUCUUACACCGCCCCCGGUGGUGAGCAGAUCUCCCUCUCCUACAUCGCUGACGCCAACGGUUACCAGCCCCAGGGUGCUCAUCUCCCCACCCCUCACCCCAUCCCCGAAGAGAUCCUCAAGUCUCUUGAGUACAUUAGGACCCAUCCUGCCCAGGAAACCAGGAAACUGUAAAUUAAUUAGUUCAUAAGAAUUAAGUAAGAAAAGUUCUCUCAUACUGCCAAUUUUGUUACCUCUAGUCCCAAUAUGAUUGUAAAUUUCUGAAAAUUAAAAAGAUUUCUACUUGUACAGUUA
Molecule: messenger RNA, 550 nt
Organism: Trichoplusia ni (cabbage looper)
Lineage: Eukaryota; Metazoa; Arthropoda; Insecta; Lepidoptera; Noctuidae
Product: larval cuticle protein LCP-17-like
Exons: 4
Coding region: 32-430 (132 amino acids)
Cellular component (GO): chitin-based extracellular matrix
Molecular function (GO): structural constituent of chitin-based larval cuticle
Source: RefSeq, a predicted model, not a curated record